Molecule: messenger RNA, 615 nt
Organism: Cooperia oncophora
Lineage: Eukaryota; Metazoa; Nematoda; Chromadorea; Rhabditida; Trichostrongylidae
Source: the annotation of a GenBank genome assembly
AUGUGUCCGUCGAACGCCAACAUGACUGAUGCCACAAGACAGAAAUUCCUGGUAAUACUAUCACAAACAUACCUCAGGUCGCGUGUCGCCAAUGGACUAGAACCGGAUGCACUUGGUGGAAAUGCCCCAAAAGCUUCGCAAAUGCUGAAAAUGGUUUACGACUGCAGCGUGGAAGCAUCUGCUAUACUGCACAGCCAGAAAUGUGUCUAUGAGCAUUCCUUGCCAGGUGAUCGUGUUGGGCUCGGCGAAAACCUCUACAUGACAUCGAUGUUGAACGCUGACAGAGUUGCCAGCGCCGCAGAGUCCUCGCAGCUGUGGUGGGAUGAACUAAAAGAGUACGGUGUGGGACCAGCGAAUAACCUGACCCAAGCGCUAUGGGACAGGCCCAAUAUGCAGAUUGGUCAUUAUACACAGAUGGCAUGGGAUCGCACGUAUAGACUUGGUUGCUCAAUACAGCACUGUGCGACCUUCACUUAUGCGGUCUGCCAAUAUGGCCCAGCAGGCAACUACAUGAAUCAGUUAAUCUACACAAUGGGAGAUCCAUGUACGAGCGAUGCGGGCUGUCCAGGAUCAUACACCUGCAGUGUAUCUGAAGGACUUUGUAACGUAGUCUAG